Molecule: messenger RNA, 4393 nt
Organism: Scophthalmus maximus (turbot)
Lineage: Eukaryota; Metazoa; Chordata; Actinopteri; Pleuronectiformes; Scophthalmidae
Product: transmembrane and coiled-coil domain protein 3-like
Exons: 6
Coding region: 554-1900 (448 amino acids)
Cellular component (GO): endomembrane system
Source: RefSeq, a predicted model, not a curated record
GCGGACGGACGGGCGGACGGACGGGGCGGGCGGUCCGGGCUUUGGGAAGCGAUCGUACCGUGGCCGCCGCGUCGGCCGGUUUCUCAACAACAACAACAACAACAACAACAGCAACGGCGGCGGCGGCGGCAUGUGUCGCACCGACGAAGGUAACGGACGACGGUCAACUCCGCACCUGAGCUGAGCUCGACGACGACCGGGAGGUCGAGGUGGAGUCCCCGGAGAUUAUGCCCGGAGCUGCUGCUGCUGCUGCGGAGAAAAGUUCACCCGAAGUAGGGACCCGGUUCCACCGGCGGAGCUAAGAUGUGUCCUCUGUGACCGCCUCGUUCACGUUGGCGCUCGUCGCGCGAGAUGACAUAAAAUGGACAGAUUUCCCAAUGGAGUCUGGUGGAGAUGAACUGAGAUUCGUUGCCCCCUACAUCAUCAUCAUCAUCAUCAUCAUCAUCAUCUUCUGACAUUGCUGUUGCCAUAACACUCCGUGUCAUUCUGACGCAGUGCCCAGGCGGAGCGCAGCGGCUGCGAUGUCAACAACGUCCUCAGCAUCCCGGUGCCAAUGCGGCGCGGCGGCUCUGAGUCCAACCUGGACGUGGUGGACAGCGUCGGGGACGACGGCGUGGGCCUGGACUUCACCAAGGGAGCGCUGGGCAUCGACAGCCUGCAGCAGAAGAUCCUCAAGGUAACGGAGCAGAUGAAGGUGGAGCAGGCGGCCCGGGACCAGAACGUGGCGGAGUACCUGAAGCUGGUGAACAACGCCGACAAGCAGCAGGUGUCGCGCAUCCGCCAGGUGUUCGAGAAGAAGAACCAGAAGUCGGCGCACAGCAUCGCGCAGCUGCAGAGGAAGCUGGAGCAGUACCACCGCCGCGUGAAGGACGGCGAGACCAACGGCAAGCAUGGCCCGAAGGACGGCGGCAAGGAGUCCGGGACCCACAGCAAGGAGGGGAGCCUGCGGGACGUCAGCGCCACGGGACGGCACCCGACGCUGGACAAGGUGAAGACGAUCGGCCCCGGCGUGUCGCUCUCGCCGCCGUUCUUCUUCAACAAGUCACGGGAGUUCGCCAACCUCAUCCGCAACAAGUUUGGCAGCGCCGACAACAUCGCCCACCUCAAGAGCUCCAUGGAGGCGGGCUCGGGGCUGCAGGUGGACGCCGGGGCGAGGGGCCUGAGCGGCAGCGCCACCACGGUGGCCAAGGGGAGCAAGUACCAGAGCGACGACGAGUGCUCGACGGGCACGUCGGCGUCCGCCGACUCCAACGGGAACCCGGGAACCGGGGGCUCGGGGGCGGGCUCCGGGGGUCCCGGGCGGUCAGACUCAAACGGGCGCCUGGGGGAGGUGCUGGACAUGGUGCGGGAGAUCAGGGAGUCUCAGGUGCAGCUGGCGGACGACAUGGAGGCGAUGAACACGCAGUUCAAACGGGACUACAGCUACUUCACACAGGUGCUGCAGGAGGAACGAUACAGGUAUGAGCGGCUGGAGGACCAGCUGAACGACCUGACGGAGCUGCACCAGCACGAGACCAGUAACCUGAAGCAGGAGCUGGCAAGCAUCGAGGAGAAGGUGGCGUACCAGGCCUACGAGAGGGCCAGGGACAUACAGGAGGUGCUGGAGUCGUGUCAGACGCGCGUGUCGAAGCUGGAGCUGCAGCAGCAGCAGCAGCAGCAGACGGUGCAGCUGGAGCACACCGACGCCAAGGUGCUGCUGGGCAAGUGCAUCAACAUCAUGCUGGCCAUCGUCACGGUGAUCCUGGUGUGCGUCUCCACGGCGGCCAAGUUCGCCGCGCCGCUGCUGCGCAGCCGCCUCCACCUGGCGCUCACCUGCGUGGCCGUGUCCCUGCUGGCGCUGCUGUGGAGGAACUGGGAACACUUGCAGUGCGCGCUGGAGCGAGUGCUCCUGCCGCACUGAUCGUGAAAAAACGGUGGACAAGCAAGCCUUUUUAUCCGAGAAAAAAAAAGACGGGGGUCUCCUGGAGGCGGGUUGUCACGGUAACACAGGCACUGGGGGAGGAGUUUACAAUAUGUAGCCUUACACAAGCCAUAUAGCUCCCCAGUUGAUAUUUUUCGGGGCUCCGCGGUGACUUGAUUUUACGGCUCCGUGCUCUGCAUGCUCUGACCCGAGUCGGUUAUUCCACACAACAACAACACACAGAUGUAAGCUGAUUAUGAAUUAUGACAACUGAAGCAGAAGUGCUUGACCGCGGAACGGCAGAGGUGCAAACGUACACACACACACACACGCCGCGACAGUGAAUCACUACAUUCGGACUCUAUUGGGAGAAAUAAGCUGCAGUUGGAUCGGAUGUGCGAGUCGAGACACUAAAAGACUAAAUAUAAAACGCGUGGGCUUUUAUUUUGGUUGGCGGAGGAGACGAUUAUGUCCAGUCCUUUAUGGGAAGUGCACUUGUCACGGCACCACCUCACCCCGCUCACUGCUGAACAAACGCCGGCUCCCUGUCGCAUCCAAGCGGAUCAGUUGUGAAGUCGCACAGGAGGCUGAACUCGUUACACCAGCCAGAUAACACAGAGACGCGUCCGCCUCAAGGUUGGGUUACACCCAGUGUGUGUGUGUGUGUGUGUGAUUGUGUCACUGUCCUGCACGUCGAAGCCUGGGAUACACGUUGUUUUAAACUGUGGUUGUGUUUUUUGUCUGUCUGCUUGUGUGUCCCCGUUUUUUUGGGGGAAUACGAUCGAGUGGAUUGAGCAGCGUGAGAAGCCGGAGCAAGGAGACGAUUGGUUCAGCUCAGUGGCAACAAAGGAAAUGGCGAUUCAGGCGGCUCUGACUGAGGAAAACAAAAUCCACCUGCCUGCACCUGUAGAGGAGAAUGAAACAAAGUGUUCUGUGACUCAGCGGGUUCCUUUCAUCUGUCUUUCUGAAAAGGUUUCCAUAAUCCAAGACAACUUGAUGAACUGAAAUCCCACAUUCAUAAAACUCUCUUCUGAAGUCUUUUUUUCUCUCUACUUUCCAGUUCAAAUAUCCGUCACCUGAAACCUUUGUCUCUGUGCUGCUUCUGUUACGGACACGUCUGUCGUCUUCUGUCGAGCCGUGACGUUAUAAACCCUUUGAGCGUUACAUUCUUCCGAGACCUUAUCUGCGUUGUAUUAAUAAACAACGACAUUAAUUAAUUUUUUUUAAAUGCCGUCCUUAUCUAAACAUAGACAGAGUAAGCGACAUGAGAAACUGUUGAGAAUGACUCGGGAGGUUUAGUUUGAAACGUCAGAGUUUUUUCUUUCUUCUGGAGCAGAAUGUGGAAGUUCUGGUUUCCUCCUUUUUUCGAUCUGUACGAAAACCAAAACUGACCAAAAAAAAGGUGCUGGUUGGUGGAUUUUGUGACCCAUUGACUUCCAGUAACGAGGCUUAUUUUAUUUUCGCAAAUCUCAAACCAUAACUUUAGAGGAAAGCUUGUGAGCGGCCUCCUGUCAUGUUAUUUUUUCCUUCGUGUAAAAUCUGUUUGACGUUCUUCAGGUUAACAGUUGCUGAGAGAAAGAUCCCGUACGUUGACUUGCUGUACUCAUUUCCAAAGACUGCAGCUUAAGCACGGACCAGCUAGCAAUGUACUGUACUGUAAACUGUGAGGAAGAACCUACUGUACCUGAAUCCUGCUCUCAGUGCAGAGAGCAUCACUAACUUUUACACACAGUGGGAGAAGAGAAGCAGAGUCCGUCUGUGACUCCAAAUCCUGAUUUUAUUAAACUUCCUUUUUUUUCAACGAGGUUGAACAGAACAAAGUAACUUCUGUGUGAAAGUCUUUGUUGUUGUUGUGCUGCGUUCAUGUCUGCUGGGAGUAAUCAAAGUGACUCGAUAGAGAUGAGGUUUGAAAGGAGCUCAGAAAAGAAACCUGUAAUCAUGUUUUAACACGUGUGAAUCAUUAAAAGACUUAAUGGAUAAAUCCGGUUCCAGUGAUCUGUCCCUGAGCGAUAAUUUAAGUAUCAUAGUGACCGUUUUUUCCCGUGGGACAUGAAUGCAGCAUUACAGACUGAACUGAGGGAAGUGGAACAAUGUAGCUCGACGCUCCCGGACCCCUGCAUCACUGUGAUGAUGAUGAUGAUGAUGAUGAUGAUGAGGGGGUUGAAAUGGGACUGAUGCCUUUUCAAUGCAGCUCAUUUCGUCAACUGUGUGAAAACUCUCUCUUCUGUUCAUGUACCUUCAGAAAUUAAAUUUUAAAAAAGCCAAAUAUGGAGAUUUUCAAAGGCACAUUAGCCUUUUUUAAAAUUGGCCCUAACACUAUUUCUGUCUGCUCUUUGUGAGAGACGUGCACCUUCUCCGCAAAAGCUGUAUUUGUAUGUCCGUAAUGUGUAUUUUUCACAUUUCCGUCUCUUCUAUAUGUGCAUUAGUUUGUAGUUAUGACAUUAUUUGUUCAUUUGUUUUUUCAGAUGAAAUAAAUAUUUGUUUUUUCCAAGA